AACCUCCUGAAACUAGCCAUGUCCCGGUACGACCGCGCAGUCACCGUGUUCUCCCCGGACGGACAACUGCUACAGGUCCAAUACGCCCAAGAAGCCGUCCGCAUGGGGUCCACCUGCGCCGGCGUGCGCGGCCGAGACUGCGUGGUCCUGGCGGUGGUGAAGCGCUCGGUGCCGCGGCUCCAGGACCCGAGGAUUGAGAGGAAGGUCGUGGUGCUGGACGACCAUGUGGCGAUGGCUUUUGCUGGUCUGCGAGCGGACGCCCGCGUGCUGGCGAACCGCGCUCAGAUCGAGUGUCAGUCGUACCGACUCACUGCGGAGGACGCCGUCACCGUCGAGUAUAUCACUAAAUAUAUUGCCAAUCUAAAGCAGCAAUACACGCAGUGCAACGGGCGGCGCCCCUUCGGCGUGUCGUGUCUGAUUGGAGGCUUCGACCCCGACGGCGGGCCGCAUCUGUUCCAGACGGAACCCUCAGGAAUAUUCUACGAGUGGAAGGCGGCGGCUGUGGGGCGGCGGGAGGGGGGCGUGCAGGAGUUCCUGGAGGCAUCCUACUCCGCAGACCUGGUGGCCACUGACCAGGGAGCCGUCAGACUGGCGCUGAGGGGCCUGGUGCAGGUCUUGGAGACGGGCCAAAAGAACUUAGACGUGGUAAUUAUCAAGAAGGACCAGCCUAUCAAGUAUUUAGACAGGAAGACCAUACACGCAUACAUCAAACAACUUCAAAAAGAAAAACAAACAGCUGACGUGAAGAAAAAGAAGUGAAUUCGUUUUCUUUUCACCCAACGGCACCGGAAGAAAGGUUUAUUAGGUUUUAGAUGGUGUUUUUUGUAUUUCUUUAUCAUUAUGUUCUUAUUUACCUAUUUUAUAUUUU
Molecule: messenger RNA, 868 nt
Organism: Plutella xylostella (diamondback moth)
Lineage: Eukaryota; Metazoa; Arthropoda; Insecta; Lepidoptera; Plutellidae
Product: proteasome subunit alpha type-7-1
Biological process (GO): ubiquitin-dependent protein catabolic process
Cellular component (GO): proteasome core complex, alpha-subunit complex; proteasome core complex
Source: RefSeq, a predicted model, not a curated record